UUUUCUAAAGCUUGUGGACCAUAUGAUGUAUCACGUUGUUUGUUUCAUUAUGAGAAAGACGCGUUAUACAAUUAUUGCUGCUAUGCUGUGAUCUUCUUCUUCUCCCACCCUUACUAGACGUUUACACGAAAAGUAGAGAGCCAAUUAAGACGUGGCUCGUGAGAUUUCUUUAAUUUGGUUGGUUUUCAUCAAUAGCAUGAGUGGAAGAUUGAAACUAGCCGCAAAGACUCGCACAAAAGCGGGUCAAUGGGGGAAGAUGUAUAGGAAAUUCUAGCACCUCCGUGGAGUCUUUGGAUGAGGACCUGUGGUGGUAUGAAUGAAUUUUCCAAUGCACAGACCAUGUUUGGGGUACCCAUGCAUGUAUCCUUGCUUUAAAUCUCGGCCUGCUUUUACUAGUGUUCUUCUUCCAUUUCCAAUUUGAAGGUUAACCACCGUGCUAAAGCAAUUUUGGGAAUUUUGGGAUGGCUUCUGUCUCCAAGUCGUCUGUUUUCUUUCUGCUCUCGUACCUCGUGCUGCUUUGCUCGGCUAAAGAUGACAAUAAAGAAUGUACGAAGGAGUUUGAUUGUGGAAGACUGGGCAAGCUCCACUUCCCAUUAUUCUCCAAUACCUCAAACCCAGAUUGCGGCUUAUUCAUAAAAGAUUGCGACACAAAUACUCCGAAGAUCCAACUUGGAGUUGGGGGCAGUGAAAGAUCAUAUGAAUUUGUACGCUUCUCGCCGCCAAAUGUCAUAUUUAAACUGCUUCCCGGCAAAUGCGAUUCCCUAACCAAUUUGAGUCUUCCCAGCUUUCCAUCCUUCCCUCUUGAGAUCCCCACACAAAAUCGGACCCUGUAUAAAUGCAAACAAAACCACAAUAUUUCUCGCCUACCAGAAAGUUUUAAAAGUCUUGGCUGCAAUAAUAAUGAGUAUGAAAUCUGGCAUAGUCUUUCACGGGAGAGGCUUCCGGAUGCUUCUAAAUGUUCAAUUAUUCAGCUCCCAAUAGGCGAUGAAGGCUUGUUAAAACCCUUUGAGUUCGUACUUCAAGUGCGUUGGUCUAAGGAUUGUUUGGAGUGCCAUAGAGGAGGUGGUCAUUGUUGGCCUCGCAACGGUACUGUUCAUUGUGACAAAGAGAAGAAAAGGAAAUGGGUGAUACCAUUAAUAGCUGUUGGAUGCUCAGUCCUCUUGAUCUCGAUUUGCUUGGGCGUUACUAUCUGGAGCUGUUACAAGAAAAAGCAUGCUUCUUCUAACUUGUUGGCGAGGGCUAUCACAUACUCAAGAUCAGACCUGGAAGGGGGGAGUGUCUACUUUGGAGUGCCUCUUUUCUCCUACAGUGAACUUCAAGAAGCCACCAAUAACUUUGAUAUUGAAAAAGAACUUGGAGAUGGAGGAUUUGGAACUGUCUACUACGGGAAACUCCGUGAUGGGCGGGAAGUUGCGGUCAAGCGCCUAUAUGAGCACAACUACAAACGAGUAGAACAGUUCAUGAAUGAAGUUGAAAUCCUCACACGUUUGCGCCACACAAAUCUUGUCUCCCUUUAUGGGUGUACUUCGCGCCACAGCCGUGAACUUCUCCUCGUUUACGAGUAUAUUCCCAAUGGCACUGUCGCAGAUCAUAUUCAUGGAGAUCGAGCAACACCUGGUUCACUCACAUGGCCUACUCGUAUGAGCAUAGCCAUAGAAACUGCUAAUGCAUUGGCUUACCUCCACGCUUCUGACAUCAUACAUCGCGAUGUGAAGACUAACAACAUUCUCCUCGACAACAAUUUUAGCGUUAAAGUUGCAGAUUUUGGCCUUUCUCGCUUGUUCCCCACUGAUGUCACCCAUGUCUCAACAGCUCCUCAAGGGACACCUGGCUAUGUUGACCCAGAAUAUCACCAAUGUUAUCAGCUUACAAGCAAGAGUGAUGUUUACAGCUUUGGUGUUGUCCUCAUCGAGCUCAUAUCAUCUCUGACAGCUGUUGAUAUAGGUAGGCAUAGGCAUGAAAUUAACUUGGCUAACCUAGCCAUAAACAAGAUUGAAAAGUGUGCAUUCCAUGAGUUGAUCGACCCACAUCUUGGCUUCCAUUCAGAUGAUGAAGUUAAAAGGAUGACCAUUUCAGUGGCAAGCUUGGCUUUUCAAUGUGUACAACAGGACAAGGAACUGAGGCCUUCCAUGGAUGAGGUUCUCAAGGAAUUACAUAAUAUUCGAAAUUGUAAGGAUGUGCCGAAGGAUCAAGAGAAAGCAUAUGAAGAUGCAGGGAUGUUGAAUAUAGACACACAAACUUCACCUGAUUGUGAUGAAGUUGGAUUGUUGAAGACUAAACAGCUGCCACCUUCACCAAAUUGUUUGACUGAUAACUGGACUAGUAGAUCUACCACACCCAUUAGCAGUAAUUAAUUUCUUCUCCAUCCUGUGUAGUUUUUGAGUAGAUGAUAAGCAAAUGUUUAAUACCUACUAUAUCCAAUGCAGAUGAGUGCGUUGGAGUUUCAUUAUCUUCUCAUCUACUUGUUUAAAUGGAGGUCCGUAAUGUUCAUAUUCUAAAGCAAUUUUGUUUCA
Molecule: messenger RNA, 2513 nt
Organism: Juglans microcarpa x Juglans regia
Lineage: Eukaryota; Viridiplantae; Streptophyta; Magnoliopsida; Fagales; Juglandaceae
Product: LEAF RUST 10 DISEASE-RESISTANCE LOCUS RECEPTOR-LIKE PROTEIN KINASE-like 1.1
Exons: 4
Coding region: 462-2354 (630 amino acids)
Biological process (GO): protein phosphorylation
Molecular function (GO): ATP binding; protein kinase activity; polysaccharide binding
Source: RefSeq, a predicted model, not a curated record